GCAGUCGUAGUCGCUGUUGGCCUUAAUAACUAGAAGUUGGGCCUAUAAUGCGACAUUGGAAAUUUUGUAAAACCUCAUCACGCGUCCUUAAACGUAAUUUUUGCAACAUUUCUUAAAAUCUGGACGAUAGGAUUUCGGAAAAUCUGCGACCAAUACCGAAUGUGGAGAAACUGAACACUGAAAAACUUGUUUGCACUACUUCGGUUGAUGAAGUUUCCCCUCUCAUCUUUUACGAAGUAGCAUUUUAAUUAGAUCCUCGUCAGUGGACUUCAUCUUGUCUACCUUCAAACACACAGUAUGUCUUUGACAUCUAAUGGAGAUGGGCUGCAGGAGGUUCGCCUAUCGAGCUUUCCGUCAGUGGUGGAACUGAAUGUCGGCGGAGUAUUCUACACGACCUCCAUAAGCACAUUGACAAAAGAACCAAAUUCCCUUCUAGGACAAAUGUUUACCGGCGAAGGCGGAAAGACAGCGAUGCGAGAUUCUAAAGGAAAGUUUUUCAUUGAUCGAGAUGGUGUGAUCUUCCGAUAUAUUUUGGACUAUCUUCGAAAUCAGAAGGUGCUCCUUCCCGAAAACUUCCACGAGCGUGAACGCUUGAAGCAAGAAGCCGAGUAUUUCAUGCUUCCAGGUAUGGUGGCUAAUAUUGAAGCUCUUCCCUCAACUUCCCAUUCCCACCGGGUACCUUUCAGCCUAGCAGCAGCUUCUCAUAUUUCCCGACCUCCUGGAUAUAUAACGGUUGGCUACCGAGGAACCUUCGCCUUUGGUCGAGACGGAUUGGCAGACGUCAAAUUUCGGAAACUCACUCGCAUCUUGGUUUGUGGAAAGGUUGGUCUCUGUCGUGAGGUAUUUGGAGAAAACCUAAAUGAAAGCCGAGAUCCAGACAGAUGUAACAUGGACCGUUACACGGCACGAUUCUUCCUGAAACAUAAUUUUUUGGAGCAGGCUUUCGACGAUCUUAACGGAGCUAGCUUCCGCUGUGUUGCAGCUGCAGGUUCCGGAACGGCAUGUGGGGGUACCGGCGAACCACUUAAACCUGGAAUGGAUUCAGAAGAGAAUCGGUGGAACCACUACAACGAGUUUGUGUUUGUCAGGCCAUAAUCUCUAGUUGUUCGUUACCAGAGAUCACCUGGGUAACACCAGGAUUAUCGUGGCUUGUAUUUGCACAAGGCUUCUGUGCGAAAGCAAAAUAGUGUUGAUUUUCAAAUGAGACACGAAAACUUUAUUCUUUCAUUCAUCUAUUAGAUGUGAUCCCAUUUUGUACAAUUGUUUAAUUGUUGAAUUGCUUCUGAGAGCUAGGCCUAUUGAUCUGGAAGAACAGGAUGAGUAUAUUUUCGUAUAGUUUCUUCAAAAGCUACUGGAGUGUCAUGGUAGGAUAAUUUGUCAUUAACAUUGAGGAUAAAAACAACAGUGAUUAGAAAAUUGGAAUUGCACAUUUUUCUACCAUGUUACUGCAUUGUAGUGUUUUGAAAAGGAGAACGAGUAGAGAGGCUAAAGGAUAAUUAUGAUAAAACUUGGCUGGAUAUGUUAAUAAUAUUAAGAAUGUUUCGAUUUAUUUUGUUUUAAUACUAUUGUAAUUUGCUUGAUAUGUAUUCGUCUCCAAGACAGACUAACAGCCACUGAUUAUUGUUUUUUUCAUUUCACGAAGAACUUUGUGGAGACAUAUAGUUUCACACUAACAGUAUAAGCUAUUUUAUGAAUGUUGUGGUGGCCUUUCCUAGGUUUCUAAACAACUGGACAAACAUUUCUGUAUUGUUAAAGCGGAAAAUAAGAAGACACAAUUAUUUUGAGACCAGGCGUAGCCGAGUAUUUAACGUUCUUGUACUGUAAAUCCAGGUAUUCAUGACUCGCGUCCCAUUUCCCCAAAAACAUAAUCUGCAUUUUGGGGCCGUGGGUGCGCUUUGAGAAAAAAGUUAGACCCAUCUCUUUGGUCAGAUAAUAGAAGAUCAAGAGCUCGUGAGUACUAUGGAGUAGUUCCUUUCCCUCUAAUCUAUCAGUUCAUGAUUAUGGGGGGAGGGGUAUGCGCAGAUAGUAAUUUGUGUAGAUUUGAAUAAAAAUUUUCAAAUAAACCAACGAUUAUUUUAUUGUGUUUUGAGCCAGAAGAGAGAUGGGUUACAUGACAAAUAGUGGGGCUGUUCUUGUGCUUCAUCUCUCUUUUGAAAUGUUGAAAAUUGUUGACCUAUCCAUCCUUCCACAAGAGAGUUUCAGUUAAGUAGUUGAAACCAUUUAAGUUUAGAUUAGAGCAUGUCAAGUAUUUCAAUAAAUUCGAACGACGGACUAAGACAUAGUAACUGCUACUUCUACUAUUAGAAACAAAGAGCAUAUAUACAAAAUAGUCAAAAAGUAUACAACAGAAACGAAUAGGUUUGGCUUGUAGAUAUACCUUAAACCUGACCUUAAAUUUAUUUUACUCUUUUCUAAGUGCCUGGCUGCAACCUUCCUUAAUUUGUAGCAGAUUCUGUUAUGUUCGCUAAAACUGAAAGUCAUCUAUCACAGAAGGGGCUCAAUAUAGUGAUGUUUCUAAUAUAAAAUUUUUCUGCAUUGUAAAUCUGUCACACUUAUGAUUCUAAAAAAAUAUUAUCUAAUUAAUGUUGAUUUACCGUACUGAACGAGGGGAACUAAUCGUGAUAUCUAGAUUUGUUGACUUAAAUAAAUAUCUAAUAGUAGGGUUUUAAGCACCUAGCUUAUCAUGCAAUCUCGUUAACAUAGACAGAGAAAGUAUGAAGUCAUUCUGUGUCACCUACUUCGAGGUUUAGAUUAGGGAUACUGAAAUGAUAAAUCUCUGUUGCUCUUGCUAGGACUAUAUAAUAUAUGUCUUAUAAUGUCUUUUUCAACUUUUCUUUUAUAUGAAAGAUAGCCUUAGACUUUGAGUUGGUGCAUGCAAAUUUUUUUUCUUUUUUCACACGAAACUAACAACAGUAUUUCCCCCAUUGUACAGCUAUAUUAAUACUAAAAUCACGAAUAUUUUCUUGUGUGAACGGUAAAGCUUGAAACUCUGUCUUAAAGUUUAAGCGCAUUUUAGAGCUGUGAGUAAUAGCUAGCGGCUAGUUAAAGAUAAAUACUAAUCAUACCUGGAAUUGAUUUUUAUGUAUUGUGAGAAAUUGUGCCAACUCUCUGAGUCUGGAUGAAUGGGAACAAAACAACUAAUUUUCAUUGAGUUAUCCAUAUCGGGAUUCGGUAGGCCUAGUAUAACCAUUUUAACUUUACCUAUCCAUAUCGGAAUUCAUUAGGCCUAGUAUAACCAUUUUAACUUUAGCUAUCCGUAUCGGAAUUCAGUAAGCCUAAUAUAACCACUUUAACUUUUCCUAUCAAUUCAGAAUUCAGUAGGCCUAGUAUAACCAUUUUAACUUUACCUGUCCAUAUAGGAAUUCAGUAGGCCUAGUAUAACCAUUUUAACUUUUGCUAUUCAAUUCAGAAUUCAGUAGGCCUAGUAUAACCAUUUUAACUUUAGCUAUCCGUAUUGGCAUUCAGCAUGUCUAGCGUAACUCAUUUUAAUUUUAGCUACUAUGGCAUGGUUCAACAGUCCUAACAAGUGUGAUUAAAAUCUCCUAUGACUUCAUAUGUUUUGAAUCACACCUCAGUAUUAAUUUGAACACUUGAAGCACAAGUAUUGUUUCUGAUAUCUAUGGACUGAUACUUAAAACUGGAGCCACUCUUGUGGAAUUUUUCCAAAGUUAUAAAACUUUAAAAUUACUUCCGACAAAUAUAGAUUUUGUGUUACUAUUGAAAUAGAAUACAUAGACUACAUUGCGUUGAAAGAUGACACGGGGAGUAGGCAGAAAUCAAUAAAGGGGGCGUUACUUUUUUAAGAAAAAGGAAAUGAGUGGUGAGGUCAUACGGGGGGGGGGGUGAGGGCAUUACCCUCUCGGGAAAAUUUUGUAAUUUUCCUUGAAAAUGAUGCAUUUUGAUGUAUCUGGGGCUGUUUUUACACCAUAUAAAUGCGUUUUAAAAAGAUACGGGCGCAACGAUCGCACCCCUUUGCCCACACCCAUGUGAGAGAAUAUAACAUGUCUGCAAAUAAGCGAAAUCGAAGUUAAAAGCUGUCAUGGCAUGAAAAUAUCAGAUGUCUUCAUGUUUUCCAAAAUCUUUUUCAAGUGUCAGUUGUCUUCUUCGCUUUAACAAAUAAUUUUAGUCAGUAUUUAGAAACUUAGGAAGAAAAACCUAAAAGUUAAAACUAAAAUGAUUAUUUGUAGUUAUGAAUUAUAAAUCUAGAAAUGUGGAAUUGAAUUACAAAUUCAACUAAUUCAGUCAAAGAUGGGUAGUUUACGUUGUAUAUUGUAAGUCACAUACUAUAUAUUUCCCGGUAAUCAAGUUAUAUAUUGUGUUGUUCAUUGUGAUACAUUUAACGUUAUAAAAAUGUUACAGAUUAUCUAGACAAAAGUGUUAACUUUUUUUUUGGUAACAAAAAUAAUUAAAGUGUUAGCUAUAUAAUACCUGUGCUGUAAACAAAUAACGGACAAAAUAUAGAUGUUUCAGUAGUUCAAUGGUAACGUUGAUUUUUUUAUUGAUAAUAUGAUUGUUUAGUAUUAGUGACACAGUUGUUGUUGGCACUUUGAUUUCUCUAAUGUUCUUUAUUUUAUCUAUUCAAAACACAUUGGUUUGAAUAUGUUUUUUUUUAAAGUCUCUUUACAAUACUUUCAUGAUUCGAUGUAUUUUAUUCAACCAGAAACAUCUAUGUAAAUCUGUAUUAGAUAUUAUAGAUAUAGAUUUAAAGGUCUUACUUGUUUUACAUAAAUCACGAGAUUUGGUCAAUUAUUAGCUAGGCCUCUCACUCGCAACCUCUUUCAAUAUUUCUUCUAAUGUAAUUGUGUAUCGUAUUCAGCGUUUGGCUAUUGGAUGUUCUAAUAAACCUGUAUACCAUGCAAAAAUAAAUGACUAUAUAAUGAGA
Limulus polyphemus (Atlantic horseshoe crab) is the source of this 4882-nucleotide messenger RNA. RefSeq names its product BTB/POZ domain-containing protein KCTD12-like. The transcript has a single exon. Gene Ontology annotation, molecular function: protein binding. The record is from RefSeq and is a predicted model, not a curated record. NCBI's taxonomy places the organism in Eukaryota, Metazoa, Arthropoda, Merostomata, Xiphosura, Limulidae. Gene Ontology annotation, biological process: protein homooligomerization. The coding region runs from base 298 to 1095 and encodes 265 amino acids.